AAAGCGGGCGCCGCUGCCCAAGCCCAAACCCAUCAAAAACCCUUCCGGCCCCCGAGCCGACCGGAAACCCUACCCAUCCCCCUGCGCCGCCGCCGCCGCCCGCUCCUUCACCUCCUACAUCUUCUCCGGCCGUCUUCCCGAUCCCCUACGUUCGAGCUUAGCUGAGGCAUUAUGGGCAAGUCAAACAAGAAGUCCAGUGUUGGGGCUGCACCUGCUGCUGUCGCAGUUCCAGAGGGGAAAUCUGUAAAGAAGGGGAAGAGGAAUGCAGAAGAUGAGAUCGAGAAGGCCGUGAGUGCCAAGAAGCAAAAGACUGCACCUGAAAAGGCCGUGCCAGUUAAGAAGCAGCCCCCUCCAAAGAAAGUUGAGAGCAGCGACUCUGAGGAGGAUUCUUCAGAUUCUGAAGUGAAGGUGCCGGUUAAGAAGCAGCCCCCUCCAAAGAAAGUUGAGAGCAGCAGCUCUGAGGAUUCUUCGGAUUCUGAAGUGGAGGUGCCAGUUAAGAAGCAGCCCCCUCCAAAGAAAGUUGAGAGCAGCAGCUCUGACUCUGAGGAGGAUUCUUCAGAUUCUGAAGUGGAGGUUAAGGUGCAGCCAAAAAAGGUUAUUCAACCAAAGAAAGGUACACAACUUGCUAAACAGGAGUCCAGUGAUGACAGCAGCUCUGAGAGCUCAGAUGAUGAACCUUCCAAAAAACCAGUUGCCGGUUCAAAGAAGCCAGCUGCCAGUAGUAGCGACAGUGAUGACAGCAGUGACAGUGAUGAUAGCAGUUCUGAUGAGGAACCUGCAAAAAAACCCACUGUCCUUUCAAAGAAGCCUGUCACAGCAGUUAGUAAUGGUUCAAAACAGGUUAAGCAUGAUAGCAGCAGCUCUGACAGUAGCUCAGAUGAGGAUGAAAAACCUGCUGCUAACCUAAAGAAGCCUCCAGUUGCCUCUCUGCAAAAGAAGACCCAAGAAUCUGAUAGCUCUGACAGUGAUUCUGAUGAUGAUGAAUCAGAAGAUGAUAUUCCUGCUAAAGCUCCAGUAGUGGCCAAGAAAAAGGAAGCAUCCAGUGACAGUUCUGAUUCUGAGUCUGAGGAUGAGGAUAAUAAUGCUAAAACAGUACAGCCUGUGAAGGCUGCUGCUCCUAAAAAGAAGGAAGAAUCUAGUGGGAGCUCAGAAUCUGACUCAGAGUCAGAUUCUGAUUCUGAUGAACCUGAAAAACCUACUGUGCCUGGGAAGAGGCCUCUAGCAACAAAUAAGAAGAAUGAAGAAUCCAGCGACGAAUCUGAUGGCAGCUCUGAUGAGAGUUCUGAUGAAAGUGACGAGGAGCCACCACAAAAGAAGUCUAAGGAAACUCCUGUAGACACUACGCAAAAGUCAGCACAUAAUGAGCCCAAAACUCCUGCCAAAAGCCAAAGUCAGGCUACUGGUUCGAAGACUAUUUUUGUUGGGAAUUUAGCUUAUAGUAUAGAGCGUGAACAAGUUAAGGAAUUUUUUGAGGAGGCUGGAGAAGUUGUAGAUAUUCGUUUGUCUACUUUUGAUGAUGGGAGUUUCAAGGGUUAUGGACAUGUUGAAUUUGCUACUGCUGAAGCUGCUCAAAAGGCACUUGAAUUUGGUGGUCGGGACCUGAUGGGGCGUUCUCUAAGGAUUGACCUGGCUGUCGAGAGGGGUGCAUACACUCCUAACAGCGGGAAGGACAACGGUUCAUUCAGGAAGUCUGCUCAAAGGUCAGGCAACACCGUGUUUAUCAAGGGCUUUGACACGUCUGUUGGAGAGGACCAGAUCCGGAGUGCUCUCGAAGAACAUUUUCGCUCAUGUGGAGACAUUACCCGUAUUUCAAUUCCGAAGGAUUAUGACACUGGUGCAAGCAAAGGAAUGGCAUACAUGGAUUUCAAGGACCCGGAUUCCUUGAAUAAAGCAUAUGAGAUGAAUGGAACCUACCUUGGUGACUACAGCUUGUAUGUCGAUGAGGCAAAGCCGAGACCUGAUAACAACAGGGACGGUGGCUUCAGUGGUGGGCGUGGUAGCAGAGGGAGGAGUGACAGGGGGCGUGGUGACAGAGGCCGUGGGCGUGGAUUUGGAGGCCGUGGUGGAAGGGGUGACAGAGGCCGUGGAGGCCGUGGCACGCCUUUCAGACAGACUGCUGGUACCCCUAGUGCAGGAAAGAAGACAACGUUUGGUGAUGACGAUUGAAGAUCCCAUGGCUGGCGAUUAUAGUGAAACCAACUAUAUUGUACCUUUCAUACUUCUGCUAUCUGUUCUCCUUUUGGAGGCUGUAGUGUUUUGUUUGCUUGAUAAUUUUGACAAUUGUAUUGCCAUUUUUAACAUUCGGAGCUAUGAAGUUAUAUCGUAGACGUGAUUUAUAUUUAUAAUAUAUGAGAUCAAGUUCGUAUGA
Messenger RNA from Sorghum bicolor (sorghum), 2368 nucleotides. Its product is annotated as nucleolin 2. Lineage: Eukaryota; Viridiplantae; Streptophyta; Magnoliopsida; Poales; Poaceae. The transcript has 18 exons. Bases 172 to 2166 code for a protein of 664 amino acids. Gene Ontology annotation, molecular function: RNA binding. The record is from RefSeq and is a predicted model, not a curated record.